AUGUUCUACGAUUUGAACAUCCCGUGGGCAUCGAAUGACCUUCCUCGAACACUCACCUUUCUCGAUGAUCUUGGAUACAACGUGGUAGCGCUCAACCAUACAGUCAGCGGGAAACUACCUUCCAACUUGAGCUGCCCUAUACCAGAUCCUCUCCCAUACAAGGACCUGCCCGCGAAGCUGACGAUCCUACGACGCUGCACACUCGUUCUGACCGAGACUCAUCAGAAUGCCCGCCUCACCGAGCUCAGUCGCAACUACGACCUACUCGCUGUCCGACCAGUCGACGAGAAAACGUUGCAGCUCGCAUGCAGCAGCCUGGACUGCGACAUCAUCAGCCUGGACAUGACACAGAGGCUCCCAUUCUGGUUCAAGUUCAAGAUGAUGAGCGAGGCGAUCAAGAGUGGCAAGCGCUUCGAGAUCAGCUAUGCUUCGGGGGUAAUGGGCGACAGCGGAAUGCGGAGGAAUCUGAUCAGCAACGCUACCCAGCUCAUCAGAGCUAGCAGAGGACGAGGCUUGAUCAUAAGCUCGGAAGCGAAGAGCUCUGUUGCUUGCAGAGGACCGUGGGAUGCGAUCAACCUGGCUGCGGUGUGGGGUUUGGGGCAAGAACGAGGUUAUGAGGCUAUGAGCAAGGAGUGCAGAAGUGUAGUGGUGGCUGCUCAGUUUAAGCGGACGAGCUACAGAGGAGUCAUCAAUGUCGUUUACGGUGGGGAGAAGCCUGCUGCUGCGACAGCCGAGAAAGCCGAGAACGCCAAAGGCAAAGGGAAAGGGCAGGUGAAUGCUCAGAAGAGGAAAGCGGAUGCUAUUGAGGCGACCGAAGGUGCUGCCGCUAACGGCGAGGAUGUCCGACCGAUCAGCAAGAGACAGACGAAGCGGCAGCAGAAAGAGGCGAAGUUGAAAGCUGCUGCAGGUGAUGCCGCCGCUGGCGAUGCGGACGUAGGUACGUGA
Messenger RNA from Saxophila tyrrhenica, 945 nucleotides. RefSeq names its product RNA-binding RNA processing protein rpp1 (gene RPP1). Lineage: Eukaryota; Fungi; Ascomycota; Dothideomycetes; Mycosphaerellales; Extremaceae. Bases 1 to 945 code for a protein of 314 amino acids. Gene Ontology annotation, biological process: tRNA processing. The transcript has 2 exons. The record is from RefSeq and is a predicted model, not a curated record. Gene Ontology annotation, molecular function: RNA binding. Gene Ontology annotation, cellular component: nucleolar ribonuclease P complex.